AUGAAUGGAUUCACUCACCAAAGUGUGAUAGAUGAAUUUGAAGCAACAACAAAGGACACAGGGAAAGUUCAGAUUGAGACACUUCGAAAGAUUCUGGAAAAAAACAGUGAAACAGAGUACUUACAGAAAUUGGGCCUUAAUGGAAGAACUGACCUGGAGAGCUUUAAGGCCUGCGUGCCAUUGGCUACUCAUAAGGAUUUUGAUCCAUAUAUUCAAAGAAUUGCAGAUGGAGAUUUGUCACCCGUACUUACUGAGAAACCCAUAAAAUCAAUGUCAAUAAGUUCCGGUACUUCACAAGGGAAGCCAAAAUUCCUUCCAUUCAAUGAGGAAUACCUGAUAUCGACAAUGCGGAUGUUUCGUAUAUCCUUCGCUUUCAGAAACAGAGAAUUCCCUAUCAGAGUUGGAAAAGCCCUACAAUUUAUCUAUGGAAGUAAACAGUUCAAAACAAAAGGGGGUCUCACAGCUGCUUCAGCCUCCACAAAUCUAUACCUCACCUCUCAGUACAAGAUCACUAUGAAAGACAUCCACUCCCAAUCUUGUAGCCCUGAUGAAGUCAUAUUCAGUCCUGACUUUCACCAGUCCUUAUAUUGCCACCUCUUGUGUGGACUCAUCUACAGUCAGGAAGUUCAGAUCGUAUCGUCUGCUUUCGCAUUCAGCCUCAUUCAUGCAUUCCGAACGUUCGAGCAAGUCUGGGAAGAACUCUGUUGUGAUAUCAGAGAUGGAAUUCUCAGCAACAGAAUUACCGUUCCCUCGAUUCGGACAGCUCUGUCUAAAAUCCUUAAACCCAAUCCAGAACUGGCGGAUUCUAUUUACAAGAAAUGCUCAGGAUUGAGUAACUGGUAUGGAGUGAUUCCGGAGCUUUGGCCAAACGCCAAGUACGUCUAUGGGAUUAUGACCGGAUCGAUGGAGCCAUAUCUAAUGAAAUUGAGGCAUUACGCUGGGAGAUUGCCACUUGUGAGUGCGGGUUACGGGUCUUCAGAAGGAUGGAUUGGUGCGAAUAUCAAACCAUGGUUGCCUCCAGAGCUAGUGACAUUUACGGUAGUUCCGGAUAUUGGAUACUUUGAAUUCAUCCCAAUUAGAGAGAAAGUUGAGGAUCAUGAACUCGAAAAGACUGCAUCUAUUCUCAACUAUAUCGAAUCGGAGCCUAUUGGUCUAACAGAAGUAAAGGUUGGGGAAGAGUAUGAAAUUGUACUCACCAAUUUUUCAGGACUUUACAGGUACAGACUAGGAGAUGUGGUGAAAGUGACAGGAUUUCACAACUCGGCGCCGGAGCUUCAUUUCACAUGCCGUAGGAGUGUGCUCCUCACCAUUAACAUAGACAAGACCACAGAAAACGACCUGCAGUUAGCAGUAGAAGCAGCAACCAAGCUUUUGGCAGAAGAGAAGGUUGAAGUGAUCGACUACACGAGCAACGUAGACUCAUCGACAGACCCUAGUCACUAUGUAAUUUUCUGGGAGCUGAGUGGUAAUGUGAGUGAAGGGGUUCUGAAUGAAUGCUGCUGUUGCUUGGACCAAUCUUUUGUCGAUGCGGGUUACAUUCUUUCUCGAAAGGUUUGUGGAAUCGGGGCCCUUGAGCUUCGUGUGGUCCAGAAAGGAACCUUCCACAAGAUUCUAGAUCAUUACCUUAAACUUGGGGCUGCAGCAAGCCAGUUCAAGACGCCCCGCUGUAUAGGCGCUUUGAAUAGUGCUGUGUUACAGAUAUUGUGUGAUAACGUUGUUGAGAGCUAUUUCAGCACUGCAUUUGAUUGA
Molecule: messenger RNA, 1749 nt
Organism: Magnolia sinica
Lineage: Eukaryota; Viridiplantae; Streptophyta; Magnoliopsida; Magnoliales; Magnoliaceae
Product: jasmonoyl--L-amino acid synthetase JAR4-like
Exons: 4
Coding region: 1-1749 (582 amino acids)
Cellular component (GO): cytoplasm
Molecular function (GO): acid-amino acid ligase activity
Source: RefSeq, a predicted model, not a curated record